This is a messenger RNA of Dreissena polymorpha, 1887 nucleotides long. RefSeq names its product beta-1,3-galactosyl-O-glycosyl-glycoprotein beta-1,6-N-acetylglucosaminyltransferase-like. The record is from RefSeq and is a predicted model, not a curated record. Gene Ontology annotation, molecular function: acetylglucosaminyltransferase activity. The coding region runs from base 144 to 1793 and encodes 549 amino acids. Gene Ontology annotation, cellular component: membrane. NCBI's taxonomy places the organism in Eukaryota, Metazoa, Mollusca, Bivalvia, Myida, Dreissenidae. The transcript has 4 exons.
UUGACUGGGAGAUUAAUAUUUUUUGCUGUUAAACUUUAAGAUGAACUCGUAUGAUGUAAGCAAUCAGACGAAAUAUUACUUAAUUGUAUGUCGUUAACAUCAAUUGAAGUGUUAGUAGUUUUUUUGUUUGGUUCUAAAAUCUGAUGCGAAAUGAGAUGUUCAGAGGAGAUACUGUUAAAGAAAAAGAUUGCGAGAAAGCAGCAACAGCAGGGGUCCGCAUCAUGUCAAAUGUCAUCAGAUACAUAAUUCUGUUUGGAAUCGUCGUUUUCCUUGGGACGUGUAUCUACUUGCUGGAGAACAACUUUACCUUACAGAAUGUUACAAGAUUUAUUAAUCAAACUUCAUAUGGUAAGGAUGUUUCCAGCUUUUAUUCGCAUGACGUUCGUGAGCAAAUUCGUCUCGUGACGAAAGGCUUCGAUGUGUCCACCCAAGGCUACAGACAGAAUGUCAAUAUUAGAGCGAGCUACCAGACGACGCCUCACUAUGAAAAUAACCCGAUUUUUCAUGUUAACGGAUAUAACAUUACAGACGAGACACUAUACCUUUAUGGUUACAUGGGCAAAAACAAUUCAACGAGUUCAGUGAGGUUAAGCGGGCUUUCAAAUUUGUUAAAUAUGAUAAAACCAUAUAUAAAACAAGACAAUAAAUUAAAAAAUAUAUACUUACCACACAAACAUUAUUUUCAUCAUUCCAGAAUAGUUACUGAUGUAAACUGCAACGCUAUAUUCCAUGGAGAUAUAGGUGAAAUAAAACGUACAGAGAACAUUACAAAAAUAAGAAAGUUCCUUCAUCCCCAAAACUACUCAGAAAUGACAAAGAACUGCUCACAUUUUAAACGUCUGCGUGGAUAUAUUGAUCAUCAUUUAACUGAAGUUGAACGUGACUUUCCUAUAGCGUUCAGUCUUUUAAUGUUCACAGACAUUGAACAAUCGGAGAGACUCCUACGUGCUAUUUACAGACCACAGAACUAUUAUUGUAUACAUGUUGACUCCAAAACAGAUCAAACCAUAUACGACGGCAUGUCUUCGAUUGCAAGUUGCUUUGAUAAUGUGUUUAUGACAUCAAAGCGAUUUAACGUUCAGUGGGGUACAAUGACCGUUCUCGAGCCAGAGUUGCUCUGCAUGGAAGAGCUUUGGAACAAAAGUGCAGCGUGGAAAUACUUUAUUAAUCUGACUGGACAAGAGUUUCCGCUGAGAACAAACUACGAACUUGUACGCAUUUUACAGGCAUACAAUGGAUCAAACGAUAUUGAGGGAACUUUCAAAAGAGCCAACAGGAAUCGAUGGCAGAAGGCCGGUGCACCACCUCACAACAUCACGGCGUUUAAGGGGUCUGUGCAUGUUGUGGUCAAUAGAGGCUUUGUGGAUUUUGCACUGCACGAUCAGCGAGCCCAUGACCUCUUAAACUGGACGCGACAGACGCAGGUGCCCGAUGAAACGUUCUUUUCUACGCUCAAUCAUAACCCUCAUCUUGGUGUACCGGGUUCUUAUUUAGGGGUACCCGAGACGGACGAUGCAAUAAAGCCAUUCAUGGCGCGAUUCAAGGAUUGGGGCGAAAGAGAGUGUCACGGCAAACGCGUUCGUCUAAUCUGCGUCAUAGGCACAGGCGAUCUGCCAGAUCUGGCUAGGAGCAAGAAGCUCUUCGUGAACAAAUUCCACCAGAACUUCCAUCAUUAUGGUUACGAUUGUCUUGAGGAGCUCAUCGCAAACCGCACCCGAGAUAUUUACCUCGGCGAUCUCGCGUUUGAUUCCAGAUAUUACGGGACUUUGGGCUUUGUCAAGAACAAAAUAUAAUGCAACAUGGAAAGCAUAUUAGUUUGCGUUUAGUUGUAUGCGUAAAUUUGUAAUAAUAAUCAUGUAAAUGUGCAAUAAAAUAAUUGUUUAUAUA